Monosiga brevicollis MX1 is the source of this 1362-nucleotide messenger RNA. RefSeq lists its product as uncharacterized. Gene Ontology annotation, molecular function: oxidoreductase activity, acting on paired donors, with oxidation of a pair of donors resulting in the reduction of molecular oxygen to two molecules of water. Gene Ontology annotation, cellular component: membrane. Gene Ontology annotation, biological process: lipid metabolic process. The transcript is spliced from 2 exons. The coding region runs from base 1 to 1362 and encodes 453 amino acids. The record is from RefSeq and is a predicted model, not a curated record. NCBI's taxonomy places the organism in Eukaryota, Choanoflagellata, Craspedida, Salpingoecidae.
AUGGCAGCGGGCAAGUUGGGGGGUGAGGCGCUGGCUUCGACCAAGGCCAUGCGUAUUCAUGGCAAGUGGUAUGAUAUGCGCGGGUUUGAUCACCCUGGUGGGCCGAUCAUGCUCUCCCUCGGUCAAGGUCGUGAUGCGACUGCCCUCUUUGAGGUGCACCACCCCUUCACUUCCAGGCCCAAGCUGGAGGCCAUUCUGGCCAAGUAUGAAACCAAAGAGCCGUGCCGACUGCUCGACGAACGCGACACGGGAGAGGAGUUUGAGUGGCCCGAGGUGGAGCAAAAGGACGGGGGUGCCCGCACCGAGGCGCCCAUCUCCGAUUUCGCCUUUGAGGUUCGCCAAAAGGUCCGCGCCUACUUUCAGGCCGAGGCCAAGCGCCGCGGCGUGUCGUUGCUCGCCGCGACCAAGGCCACGCCAGCCCGUUGGCUCGAGUUGGGCAUCCUCUUUGCAAUCUUCGUGGCCACCCUACCCGGCUGCUUCCGCGGUGACCUUCUUGCCCUCGUUGCCAUGUCCAUUACCUACUGGGUGCUGGGCGUCAAUCUUCUCCACGAUGGCAGCCACUUUGGCUUGGCCCAGGAUUGGCGCAUCAAUGCCCUUGGUACCUACUGGGGCUGGUACUUUAGCUCGCCCCUAGAGUGGUACCAUCAGCACGUCAUUGGCCACCAUGUGUACGCCAAUAUUCCAAACAAGGACCCCGAUCUCUACCACAAUGCCAGCAUGGAGCGUCACACCAAGACGCUUCGCUGGCGCCCCAUGCACGCACACCAGGCCUUCACAUGGGCCCCCAUCUGGAUCAUUGGUACCUACGCUAUGAGCUUUAUCAAGCCCGUCCAGAUGUUCCUCACCGGCGAAUACAACCGCUCUCUCAAGAUGAUGGAGCUGAGCCCCUCCCGCGUCACCAUUCACUGGGCUGGCCGCGUCAUCACCUGGCUGCUCUGCUACGCUCUCCCCUUUGUCAUCUUCCCCACCUGGAAGGCCUUCCUCUUUGCCACCCUUCCCGUCACCAUCACCUCCGUCUCCUUCAUGCUCUCCUCUCAAGUCAACCACCUGACCCCUGCCAACGUGGACCAGUAUGACUCGGACUUUUACAAGCACCAGGUCAUGACCAGCCACACCAUUGCCCACAACAGCUACGCCACCUUCCUCUUCACCGGUGGCCUCAACUACCAGAUUGAACACCACCUCUUUCCCACCGUGAACCACUGCCACCAUCGCCACAUCCAGCCCAUUGUCAAGGCUGUCUGCGAUAAGUACAGCGUCCCCUACAACUACACCCCCACCCUCUACGGUGCCUUUCGCAAGUACCUUGAUCAUCUGGUCGAGCUCGGUGUCAAACCUCAGGCUGCUCAAAAAGCCGAAUAA